Mangifera indica (mango) is the source of this 851-nucleotide messenger RNA. Its product is annotated as cyclin-U1-1-like. The transcript has 2 exons. Lineage: Eukaryota; Viridiplantae; Streptophyta; Magnoliopsida; Sapindales; Anacardiaceae. Bases 86 to 715 code for a protein of 209 amino acids. Gene Ontology annotation, biological process: regulation of cyclin-dependent protein serine/threonine kinase activity. Gene Ontology annotation, molecular function: protein kinase binding. The record is from RefSeq and is a predicted model, not a curated record.
CAACAGAUAACUUAUACAGCACAGCCACUCUGAACUACCCAAAAUCUUAGCAUUUCAGAAAAAAAAAACCACUAAAAUGGAUUAAAUGCUAGCCGGAACUGAGUACAUCAACCACCAAGGCCGGCUUCCGGAGCCGAGUCAAAUCGAGUCAACCACACCCAGAGUUCUAACCAUUCUGUCAUCGGUGGUAGAGAAGCUGGUGGCAAGAAACGACAGGAUAGCUGAUGAGUUGAGCCAGCAGGCGGUGGUUAGAGUUGGGAAGAGCUUGAACGCAUUUCAUGGGGUGAGGGCACCAAGCAUAAGCAUAGCAAAGUACUUAGAGAGAAUAUACAAGUACACCAAUUGUAGCCCGUCGUGCUUUGUGGUUGGUUAUGUGUAUAUAGACAGGCUGCUGCACAAACACCCUGAUUCACUUGUCAUAUCAUUGAAUGCCCAUAGACUGCUCGUCACAAGUGUUAUGGUUGCUUCUAAGAUGAUCGAUGAUAUGCAUUACAACAACGCAUUUUAUGCUCGAGUUGGGGGAGUAAGCAAUGCUGAACUGAACAAGCUUGAACUUGAACUGCUUUUCCUUCUAGAUUUUGGAGUUUCUGUGAGCUCUAGAGUAUUUGAGAGCUACUGCUUGCACCUGGAAAAGGAGAUGCUGGUGAACGGAACUGCCCUAAAGAUUGAAAGAUCCUUAGUCUCCAAUACUGUUGAUGAUGCCACAGAAAUCUAACUCGGAAAACAGAGAGAGUUGAUCAAGUAGUGGGCUCACCUGACUCAAUUUUUCCUUCAUUUCUUUGUCAAGCUGAAGUCAUGUUUAUCAUUCCCUUUUGUGAAUCUUUGUUACCAAUUCAUCUAUUUCCCUUUCA